CCGGGACCUCGGGAGCACACCAGGAGCGGAAACAGGCGCGCGGGGGAGAGGAAACAGACCGGAGCCUUUGGAAGCCGGAAGAGCGUUGCGCAGCGGAAGAACAGAAGUAGACCCAGCAGAACCGUGACACCUACUCUGUGUGCCCUUCUUAAGAAAUGGCAAAAAGUCUUUUGGCUUCAUCUUUGUCUGUAAGAACAAAACUCUUACAAACAGGAGUGUCACUUUAUAAUACGACGCAUGGCUUCCACGAGGAAGAGGUGAAGAAGAUACUGGAGCAGUUUCCUGGUGGGUCCAUCGACCUUCAGAAGAAGCAGAAUGGCAUCGGCAUUCUGACGCUAAACAACCCCAAUAAAAUGAAUGCCUUCUCAGGUGUCAUGAUGCUACAACUUUUGGAAAAGGUAAUUGAGUUAGAAAAUUGGACAGAAGGGAAAGGCCUCAUUGUCCAUGGAGCAAAAAGUACUUUUUGCUCAGGAUCUGAUCUGAAUGCUGUGAAGGCACUCUCCACUCCAGAAAAUGGAGUGGCCUUAUCUAUGUUCAUGCAAAACACCUUAACAAGAUUUAUGAGACUACCAUUAAUAAGUGUUGCUCUGGUUCAAGGCUGGGCAAUGGGUGGAGGAGCAGAACUUACUACAGCAUGUGAUUUCAGGUUGAUGACUACGGAAAGUGUGAUUAGAUUUGUCCACAAGGAGAUGGGUAUAGUUCCAAGCUGGGGUGGAGCUAGCCGGCUGGUUGAAAUCAUUGGCAGCAGACAAGCUCUCAAAGUGUUAAGUGGAACUCUCAAACUGGAUUCCAAAGAAGCUUUAAAUAUAGGCUUGGCUGAUCAGGUCUUACAGUCCUCAGAUGAAGCUACGGCUCUGGAACAGGCACAAGAGUGGCUGGAGCAAUAUGUCAGUGGACCUCCACAAGUCAUUAGAGGCUUAAAAAAAUCUGUCUGUUCUGGCCGAGAACUGUAUAUGGAGGAGGCAUUACAGAAUGAACGAGAUGUUUUGGAAACACUGUGGGGUGGACCUGCAAAUUUGGAGGCUAUUGCUAAGAAAGGAAAGCAUACCAAGUAGUUUUUAAAAUGUUGAGUGCACUACAAGUGAAGCUGCAAGGGAACAUGAGGAGGUGAGACGAUAUUAGAGAUGAGCAUACGGAGCCAUUCGAAGGGGACUGAAAAUAUGUGUGUUUGGUUUGGGUGGUGGUCUCCAAAAAUUUUAGUUCAGUGCUCCAUUGUCUUUCUUAACAUUGAACACUUCUAUCAAUUUCUACAUUCCUGUAGUAAUUCUUAGCCUGGGCUUGAUGUUUUGUAACAUACUAAUUUAACUUUUAAGAGAGGGUCUUAAACUUGCUAUGUAGCCAAGGGAAGUCUUGAAUGCCUGACCCUCCUGCCACCACCUCAGAAAUACUCGUUAAUAUGCUGUUUCUAACCCAAACUUUAUAUCCAUUCCAGAAUUCACUUACUAAAAAUUGUAUAAAAAUUACCUUCUAACCAGUCUCAACAAUACGUUAAAGACACUCAAAAUAAUGACUUUUUUGUCGUUUGUUUUAGCACUCCGUUAAUGUGAUAUUCCUAGUACAAAGAAUUUAGAAGUAUGUAAAUACAGGAUCCCACUUUUUGAAGGAAACAGACAGAGGGACAAAUUCUCAAUUCUGUGUUCGUCAGUACUUCCUACCUUGCCAAGCCAUAUGAAGUGGGCUUACUGGAUCUAUAACACUAUGAUUGUAAGUUUUCUGUGUAGCCCAGACAGUAAUACCACUGACAGAGACCUGUAAAUAUAAAUUAAUGGUAUUAGCUGCUUGAGAAAUUUAAAUCUCAUGGCCUUUGGAUCUUUUCCCACAUCUGUUUAUUCCAAACCCAGUGCCCAGUGAUAGCUUCUCUUUCCAUAUUCUCUUCUGAAGGAAUCCGAGUUACUUCUGUGUAAGGAACAGUUUGAAUAAAAUACAAUCAAUUCGAA
Messenger RNA from Apodemus sylvaticus (European woodmouse), 1937 nucleotides. RefSeq names its product ethylmalonyl-CoA decarboxylase 1 (gene Echdc1). Gene Ontology annotation, cellular component: cytosol. Gene Ontology annotation, biological process: fatty acid beta-oxidation. Gene Ontology annotation, molecular function: enoyl-CoA hydratase activity. NCBI's taxonomy places the organism in Eukaryota, Metazoa, Chordata, Mammalia, Rodentia, Muridae. The coding region runs from base 156 to 1055 and encodes 299 amino acids. The transcript is spliced from 7 exons. The record is from RefSeq and is a predicted model, not a curated record.